AUGAGGGCUGAACGAGCUAACCGAGGAAACGAAGAGGGGGGACCGUCCAUUCAGUCGGUGAAUGUUGAAACGGUCCAUUCAGAGAGUGAUGAAGGGGAUAACCCUUUGGUGCAGGGGGUGGAGGUCAGGGGGGACCCGAAUCCAGUGAAUGUCGGACGGGGGCGUAGAGGAGUAGGUAGAGGAAGAGGGCGAGCGGAGAGAGGAAGAGGCCGGGGAAGGGGACGUGGGAGACGCUGGGAAAUGGAAAAUUUCGAGGAGGUGGAGGAAAGACAGAAUGAGAGAGGAGAUCGGCCCAACGAGCCGGUAGAUCGGAUGCAUGAGACGAGGGAGAGAGCUCACGAACAGGGGGAUCCAACUCCUGAUCAAGCUGAAGGACUCCACCCGUUCACACCACGGGUAAUGAGAGCGGUCAUACCGGAAAACAAAAUGCUACCCCCUCUAGACAAGUAUGGAGGCUCAUCCGAUCCCAUCAAGCAUCUUCGGUCAUUCGUGGAUGCUAUGGCGGUGUACUCUACUGAUGACCUAGUGUGGUGCAGGGUUUUCUCCCUGUCUCUGAAGGAAGAAGCUCUAGACUGGUUUCAUUCGUUGCCACCAGCUACCAUUGACAGUUUUGCUACCUUGCGGCAAAUGUUUAGCCAACAAUAUGCCUCGAGUAAAACACCGGGAGUAACGUUUACGGCUCUAGUGCGGAUGAGGCAAGGACGGGACGAGUCAGUGAGGGUGUUCAUGGAUCGGUUCAACCGAACGGCCAGACAGGUUAGAAAUGCUGAUCAAAGGUUGAUUGUGGGAGCACUGACGGCAGCAUUACGACCUGGACCAUUUUUUGAUUAUUUGCAUGCGGAGGAGCCACAGAGUAUGGAGGAGUUGCAAGACAGGUUGGCAAGCUUUAUCAGAAUAGAGGAGGGGCGAGCGCAUCAACGGGGGAGGGAAGAAAGUGAUAUGCAACAUAGAGGAAGCAGGGAGAGGGUGAUAAAACAGGCGGUCGGGAGAGUGGAUAGGGGAAAUGAGCACAAGUGGGGAAAUUCUCAGAGGAUGCAACGGUAUGUACAUCAUACACCUCUGAAUCUCCCUCGAGCACGUGUGCUGGAGGAGGCUUUGAGAGCGGAUUUGAUGACUACGAUCCAUGCUCCAACUCCCCUUGGUGCGGAUGAAAGCAAGUACUGUCGAUACCACCAGAACAGGGGACACACUACUAAAGAUUGUGUGGCUUUGAAGGACAAAUUGGAGACACUGGUGCAAGCAGGGCAGUUGAAGAGAUUUGUGCAGAGAACGAAUAGGCACCCUUCGGGGGAAAAUAGGCGGGGAGGGCCGGGCAGGUCCUCAGGGGAGCAACCCCAUUCAGAUAACAACCGAAGUCGGAGUCGGAGCCCCAACCGAACGGUGAGAGGAGUUAUCAACACUAUUUCGGGGGGAUUUGCAGGAGGGGGCCCAUCCUCUUCAGCUAGAAAGAGACAUUUGAGAAACCUGCAAAGUGUAGGCCGAACGGGAAACAACAGAAGAUCCAUGCCCCCAAUUACUUUUUUCGAUAUGGAUUUCCAUGCACCGGACCUCGAUCAAGAUGACCCUAUGGUCAUAACCAGUAUGAUUGCACGAUACCAGGUUGGGAAAGUUCUGGUGGAUCAAGGGAGUUCGGCGAAUAUAUUAUACUAG
Molecule: messenger RNA, 1650 nt
Organism: Vigna radiata var. radiata (mung bean)
Lineage: Eukaryota; Viridiplantae; Streptophyta; Magnoliopsida; Fabales; Fabaceae
Exons: 1
Coding region: 1-1650 (549 amino acids)
Source: RefSeq, a predicted model, not a curated record